This is a messenger RNA of Amborella trichopoda, 3522 nucleotides long. It is a transcript of the gene CLPB3, whose product is annotated as casein lytic proteinase B3. Gene Ontology annotation, cellular component: cytoplasm. Gene Ontology annotation, molecular function: ATP hydrolysis activity; ATP binding. The record is from RefSeq and is a predicted model, not a curated record. Gene Ontology annotation, biological process: cellular response to heat; protein refolding. Lineage: Eukaryota; Viridiplantae; Streptophyta; Magnoliopsida; Amborellales; Amborellaceae.
AGAAUGUGUCUUGUCGCAAGUUCCUUGUAGAGGGAGAAAGUAGCCCUCCUUUUCUUAUCCGCUAUUUGGGAAGCCUCCAGAGCCCCAACGCUGAACACCCCCCCCCCUUCACGAGAACUCCAGAAUUCUGAACGUGAUAAACAUGGUCCCUCUCACUCUCUCGCGAAACGUCAAUCUACAAGAAUCUCUCUCUUAAAAUAAUCAACUCUCUCCAUCUCUCUGUUAAAUAAUCAAUCCUCUCCAUCUCUCUCUUAAAGUAAUCAAUUCAUAAUUCAAGAAGAUCAAUGGCUUCAGCAGCUGCUGGUUUCGCCUUUAAUCAACAAAUUCCCCAAAUUUCUCUCUCUAACCUCUCUCUUAGGCACAAGAACAACCAAUCAUUUUGUUCUCGGAGUUCAUUAAAGAUACCCCAUUGCCCUUUGAGCAGUAGAAGGGCGCUCUCUACAUUGAAAACAGGAGUCACCCACCACAGAAACUCCCUCUUUUCUACUAGAAAUGUGGAGAGAUUCAAAAGAAAUUCUCGCUUUGUUGUUCGAUGCGAGGCCCCAAAGGAUGGAAGGAUUACUCAGCAAGAAUUUACAGAGAUGGCAUGGCAAGCUAUUGUUUCAUCACCUGAAGUGGCGAAGGAGAGUAAGCAACAAAUUGUAGAGACUGAACACUUGAUGAAAGCACUGCUUGAGCAAAAGAAUGGCCUUGCUCGCCGUAUCUUCUCGAAGGCUGGAGUUGAUAACACUCGACUCCUUGAAGCCACGGAGAGUUUCAUUCAGAGACAACCCAAGGUUCUGGGUGAGACCUCUGGAUCUAUGUUAGGGCGUGACCUUGAAGCCCUGAUUCAGAGAUCUAGAGACUACAAGAAAGAAUAUGGUGAUUCUUUUGUCUCUGUGGAACACUUAGUGCUUGCCUUUGCUCAAGACCAACGAUUUGGGAAGCAAUUAUAUAAAGAAUUUCAAAUUUUUCUCAAGACCCUUACUUCUGCCAUACAAUCUAUAAGGGGUCGACAGACAGUUAUUGAUCAAGAUCCUGAGGGAAAGUACGAAGCCUUAGAUAAAUAUGGGGUGGAUUUGACUGCUAUGGCUAAAGAAGGAAAGCUCGAUCCGGUUAUAGGAAGGGACGAUGAAAUCCGUAGAUGCAUACAAAUUCUUUCAAGGAGAACCAAGAACAAUCCUGUUCUGAUUGGGGAACCAGGUGUUGGGAAAACCGCAAUAGCUGAGGGGCUUGCGCAAAGAAUUGUUCAAGGGGAUGUUCCUCAAGCUCUGAUGAACCGCAAGUUGAUAUCUUUGGACAUGGGUGCGCUUAUAGCUGGAGCCAAAUUUAGGGGAGAGUUUGAGGAUAGGCUCAAAGCCGUACUGAAGGAAGUGACUCAAUCAGAUGGGCAGAUAAUUCUCUUCAUUGAUGAAAUUCACACAGUUGUUGGAGCAGGUGCUACAAAUGGAGCCAUGGAUGCUGGAAAUUUGUUAAAGCCGAUGCUUGGUCGUGGAGAAUUACGAUGUAUUGGAGCAACCACUCUUGAUGAAUACCGAAAAUAUAUCGAGAAAGAUCCAGCCUUGGAGCGCCGUUUUCAACAAGUUUAUGUUGAUCAGCCCUCAGUUGAAGAUACAAUUUCUAUCCUCCGUGGAUUAAGAGAAAGGUAUGAGCUACACCAUGGGGUCCGCAUCUCUGAUGGUGCUCUAGUAGAGGCUGCAAUUCUUGCAGACCGUUAUAUAAGUGGGCGAUUUUUGCCUGACAAAGCAAUUGAUCUAGUUGACGAGGCAGCUGCAAAGCUCAAGAUGGAGAUAACCUCGAAACCGACUGCAUUGGAUGAAAUAAACCGCUCCGUGUUAAAGCUUGAAAUGGAGCGUCUCUCUCUUACUAAUGACACUGACAGAGCUUCGAAAGAUAGAUUGGCGCGCCUUGAGGCAGAGCUUACUCUCCUGAAGGCAAAGCAAGAAGAGCUAACCCAACAAUGGGAGCAUGAGAAAUCCGUAAUGACUCGCAUUCAGUCUAUUAAAGAAGAGAUUGAUAGGGUAAACCUUGAAAUUCAACAAGCAGAGCGUGACUAUGACCUCAAUCGAGCAGCCGAGCUAAAAUAUGGAAGCCUCAUGUCAUUGCAACACCAAUUAGAAGUCGCUGAAAAGGAGUUAGAUGAGUACCAAAGCUCUGGUAAAUCUAUGUUAAGAGAAGAAGUCACAGCUGAUGACAUAGCGGAGAUAGUUAGCAAAUGGACGGGCAUACCAGUCUCAAAACUUCAACAAUCAGAGCGUGAAAAGCUUCUCUACUUAGAAGAAGAGCUCCACAAGAGGGUCGUAGGGCAAAACGAGGCUGUCCGAGCUGUGGCCGAAGCAAUUCAACGUUCAAGAGCUGGUCUCUCGGACCCGCAUCGCCCAAUCGCCAGUUUCAUGUUCAUGGGUCCUACAGGUGUUGGUAAAACUGAGCUAGCCAAAGCCUUGGCUUCAUAUUUGUUCAACACUGAAGAAGCCUUAGUGAGAAUAGACAUGAGUGAGUAUAUGGAAAGGCACACAGUUUCUCGAUUAAUUGGAGCUCCACCAGGUUACGUGGGUUAUGAGGAAGGUGGGCAAUUAACUGAGGUUGUUAGGCGAAGGCCUUAUGCGGUUAUUCUUUUCGAUGAAAUUGAGAAGGCCCAUAGUGAUGUUUUUAAUAUUUUUCUUCAAAUUUUGGAUGAUGGGAGGGUUACCGAUUCACAAGGUAGAAAAGUGAGCUUUACAAAUACAGUAAUUAUUAUGACUUCAAAUGUGGGUUCUCAAUAUAUAUUGAAUGCGGAUGAUGAGCCAUUCUCUGGGGACUCGGCUUAUGAGGUUAUCAAGAGGAGAGUGAUGGAGGCUGCGAGGUCGAUCUUUAAGCCUGAGUUUAUGAAUCGGGUUGAUGAGUUUAUAGUUUUCAGGCCAUUGGAUCGCGAGCAGAUCAACAAAAUUGUGAGAUUGCAGUUGGAGCGUGUGCAAGAGCGGCUAAAUGAUCGAAAGAUAACAUUAAAAGUGAGCGACUCGGCUGUUGAGCUCUUGGGAAGCCUCGGAUAUGACCCCAACUAUGGGGCAAGGCCUGUAAAGAGAGUUAUUCAGCAAUACGUCGAGACUGAAUUGGCAAAACGUAUACUAAGAGGAGAAUUCAAAGAUGAAGACAAGAUCUUAGUUGACACUGAAAUCACAUCUCUCUCUAAUGGGCAGCUCCCUCAACAAAAGUUGGUCUUUAAGAGGGUGACCCCAGAUUCAGAUUCUUCUUCUGUGGUGGGCCAAAGAACUCUUUCAACCAGCCUGUGAAAUGGGUAGCCUCUCUCUCUUCCCCCCCUAGAAACCAAACACAUUCUCAACCAGCCUAUUAGGGAAGGCUUCUCCCCCCAUUCUCACAUAUAAGGGACAAUUGAACUCUUGCUCCCUUUCUCAACUUAAAAAUCAAAAAAAGAGAGUGGGUGUCUCCACCCAUCUUGAGAUAUGUAUAAUCUCCUGUUAUGAAAUUCUCUCUCAAUAUACAUAUGACCAUAUUUGUAUCAUAUGGUUUUCUUCAGUGAAUACAAGUUUUGGUUUUGAUACGUAA